Messenger RNA from Diatraea saccharalis (sugarcane borer), 1559 nucleotides. The record is from the annotation of a GenBank genome assembly. Lineage: Eukaryota; Metazoa; Arthropoda; Insecta; Lepidoptera; Crambidae.
UGGACGUUUGAUGUGGUGUUUGUCAAGAUUGUGCUAUUGUGUGUUUACAGAGUGAUUUAGAUCCCGUUACUAUAAUCCUAAUUGAAGUAAAAGCUUUUAAGGAGUAGAUGAAGGUGACAGAAUGUCUCGCAACAAAGAUAAGCACGAGGGCGCAAGCGGGCGCACAUACCACAUCAUGUCGGAAGCGGAACGAGCAUCCGGCCGUCGCGGUGGUUGGACCACGCUUGAGGUAACAGGAGGUGUGCGCGCCUUAGCGCCUCAACUGUUCCAACUGACGCACCUUACAGCGUUGUAUCUGAACGACAACUCCUUGCAGCGGAUUCCACCGGAUAUCAAUCAUCUUGUCAACUUGCACACCUUGGAUGUGUCUAAUAAUAAGCUAAGAUCGUUACCGGCGGAGCUCGGCGACCUCAUACAGCUCAGGUAAAAGACAAGGGAAAACAUUCAAUUUGAACGAACAAACGAAUCUGCACACUGCAGAGGCUCCUGCCUGGUGGAUGGACCAGGACCCUCCACGCUGAUCCAAUGCGGAUUGGAGCGUAUUAACGAUGACAUCGAAAUGCAGUCUGAACCAAUGGCUUAACGUGCCUUCUGAAGUACUGACUAGCUUGGACAAUAAUAUUUUGAUCAGCCAUCUUGGGUCGCGGCGCUUAUCCACUAUUAUUAGCUAGUUUGUUGUAUGCCCUCCUUGAAUAUUUAUUAUAUUCGGUUUAUUAGCAAAAAUUGUGUAGUGCGUUGUGAGGGAAAACUGACGGCAAGAUGAUUCACGGAGGAGACUCACACUUAACAUCAUUGUUUACUAGGUGAUGAAAUAUGAAGGUGAUGGUGAGGUGCAAAAAUAGAUUAAAUAAGAUUAAAUUCAUCUAAAUAUUUUUGAAAGUUCCACCAGGACGUCUUGCCCUCCAAACUUGAAAAAAUAUACCAGGAAACAGACCAACAUCUUUUUUAAUAUUGUUUAUAUAUAAACAUGAAAUAUAUUUAAAAAGUAUCAUUCAAAUAAUAAGUUAAAAUCUAAAAGUAAAUUUAAUUUUAUAAAUUUCCCGCGUAUACGCCACUUCUGUCAUGACGUCACGACCCUCUGAAACUAAUAUCGUUCUAUGUAUGCACAAGUUGAAUUCUCCAAGUUCUGAUACGACUUGCGGUCACUUGACAACGAGUAUAAAAUAUUUGUUUUUCAUAAUUAAUUUAAGCAAUAUUAUAAAUAUAAUAAACACAAAAGUAUGAUUAUUGGUAAUUAUAUUUUAAACACAACCAGCAAAAAAAAUAUUUUUGUUUACUGUCUAUUGAAAUUCAUGGCAACUCUAACCAACACUCCAUCUUUGAAAUUGUAAUACUUAAAAAAACUUAUUUUGUGACAAAAAUUUAAUUUAAUGUCAUUAAUGUCUGUGUGAGUUGUUCCGAAUCCGUUUCUUUAAUAUUUAAAAAGAUUCUUAAUAACUUAGGCCUGGUACACAUCUGACGGAAGAUCGUCGGUAGUCGUCGGAACUAUCAUAUAUCAUGUGACAUUAAAUUGUGCACUCGACGGAUGCUCCGUAGCGUACGAACACAUAAUUCUGUGA